Durusdinium trenchii is the source of this 1172-nucleotide messenger RNA. The record is from the annotation of a GenBank genome assembly. NCBI's taxonomy places the organism in Eukaryota, Dinophyceae, Suessiales, Symbiodiniaceae.
UUCAAGACGUGCCAAGACCCGCCAUCAUGUUGAUUUGCCAUUGAUUGCAGGGCAUCCGCGAUGCCCAAGAAAAGACCCAAGAAGCACCACCAGCUCGAAGCACCGCCUGAGACGGAUCUGAACGAACUCCGCGAGGCCUUGUCCUCGAAGGUCUCGAGGACUUCGACGAGCUCGAGUGCGAAGCUGGGCGUGAGACAGAAAGCCAAAGGCCAGUCGACGGCACCACCGCAGUCUGUCAAGAAGGGCAGCUUCGACGGUGCCAAGCUGGCCUUGGAAUUGUUGGAGGCGUCCACGACACAGCUCCUGCGACGGAAAGGCUGGUUUCGGGACGUUCGUUUGAGACGUUCCGCGGAUGCGUUUCUGCGCAGCAGCAAGCUUUUUCAGAAGGCUUCAGCCAGUCAGUCAGCCCAGACGCUACUUGAAAAGCCUUCGGUGGCUGAGCUGGCCGCAUACGAGGAGGUCAGAGAUCAGCCCCGAAAAAGCUUGGGGAGCUGCCUUUUUUCAUGGAAAGUGGAGUGAAAAGCACCUGGUUUUGGUCUUCGGACCCUUUGGAUUUCCACGACCCUUCUGAAAUCGGGACAAACUGGCCGGAUUUCCACGUCACCGUUUUCUCUUUCCAGGUAGUGUACAUGCAUGUGGUACUGUUAUAGUUUGUCUCAAGACAUUUCAAGACAAAGUUCCCAGAUUGAUGUUUAAGGCUAGCAGCAGAAGAAGCACAUCUUAUCCAGUGAAAAUCCCAAAGGGGUGAAAGGAGAUGAGGAUGGAGGGCGAUGGAGGGUACGUCUUCGAACAUCUUCGAGCCUACCACGACCGAACUCGGGCACUCUGAGCGCUUCUGGAGGAGCUCCGUGUGCACCUCGAGGGCUUGAGGAAGAAGCUUGGUGCUGUUCCCAUGAACGAAAGCCGCGAGAUCAGUUUGAAGUCCAGCGGACCGGGGCAAGCCAUCGGAGCGAAGCUGAAGGGCCUCAAGAAAAGGGCUGUUGAGCUCGAGAAGAAGCCACGCUCGGUCAUCAAAGGUGCUGUGCGGAAGCAGCGGAAGCCGAAGAAGCUCAAGGGUUCUGGCCCUGAAGAUGCGCAGUGAGGCUGCGACGGAUGACCAUCUCCACCUCCACCGUGCCGACAGCGGCAGAAAUGACGGAAGGAUCGAUCUGCCAGCGGUGAAAUCAGACAUG